Oncorhynchus gorbuscha (pink salmon) is the source of this 10279-nucleotide messenger RNA. RefSeq names its product unconventional myosin-X-like. The record is from RefSeq and is a predicted model, not a curated record. The transcript has 38 exons. Gene Ontology annotation, cellular component: cytoskeleton; myosin complex. The coding region runs from base 1 to 6420 and encodes 2139 amino acids. Lineage: Eukaryota; Metazoa; Chordata; Actinopteri; Salmoniformes; Salmonidae. Gene Ontology annotation, molecular function: cytoskeletal motor activity; protein binding; ATP binding.
AUGAGGUCCUGGCAUGGUGCCAGCUACAUCACCCAUGAGGUCCUGGCAUGGUGCAGCUACAUCACCCAUGAGGUCCUGCCAUGGUGCAGCAACAUCACCCAUCAGGUCCUGGCAUGGUGCAGCUACAUCACCCAUGAGGUGAUGUACCUGCAGCAGGGGGAGCUGAGCAGAGACAAGGUGUUUCCUAUGCACCCCACCAGUAUUAAUGGAGUAGAGGACAUGUCUACUCUGGCAGAACUACAUGAAGCUGCCAUCAUGUACAACCUUUACCUGCGCUACCAGAAGGACUGCAUCUAUACCAACAUAGGGUCAAUCCUGGCAGCUGUGAACCCCUACAAGCAGAUCCCAGGUCUGUAUGACCCAGCAGCAGUAGACCUGUAUAGUAGACACCACCUGGGAGAGCUGCCCCCUCAUAUCUUCGCUGUGGCCAACGAGUGUUACCGCUGUCUCUGGAAGAGACACGACAGUCAGUGUGUUCUCAUCAGCCCCAUCAUGGAGGCGUUUGGGAAUGCCAAGACGGUGUACAACAACAACUCUUCCCGCUUUGGGAAGUUUAUCCAGCUCCACUUCUCCCAGAGUGGGAACAUCCAGGGAGGCUGUAUCAUCGACUAUUUACUUGAAAAGAACCGUGUGGUGAGGCAGAACCCUGGAGAGAGGAACUAUCAUAUCUUCUAUGCUCUGCUGGCCGGGGCAGACAAGAACCACAGAGAGUUGUACUUCCUGUCUGAGGGCCCAGAGGCAUACCACUACCUGAGUCAGUCUGGCUGUGUGAAGGACAGGAGUCUCGAUGACCUGCAGCUCUAUGACAGUGUUAUGGAGGCUCUAAAGGUGAUGCAGUUCAGUGACGAGGAGAUACGUGACGUCCUCAAGCUGCUGUCUGCUGUUCUCCUGAUGGGGAACAUAGAGUUCAUGACCGCAGGAGGAGCACAGGUCACAUCCAAAGGAGUGGUCAGUAAUGUCAGUGAUCUGCUGGGCCUGGACUCGUUCCAGCUGUCUGAGGUUCUGACCCAAAGGUCCAUGAUCCUGAGAGGAGAGGAGAUCUGUUCACCCCUCACUGUGGAACAGGCGGUGGACUCUCGGGACUCGGUUGCCAUGGCGUUGUACGCCCAGUCUUUCUCCUGGAUUAUCACACGGAUCAACCAGAAGGUCAGAGGGAAGGACAACUUCAAGUCCAUCGGCAUCCUCGACAUUUUCGGCUUCGAGAACUUUGAGGUGAACAGGUUUGAACAGUUCAACAUCAACUACGCCAACGAGAAGCUCCAGGAAUACUUCAACAAACACAUCUUCUCCCUGGAACAGCUGGAGUACAACAGAGAGGGGAUCCUGUGGGAAGCUAUAGACUGGAAGGAGAAUGCAGAGUGUCUGGACCUCAUCGAGAAGAAACUGGGCAUGUUGGCUCUGAUCAACGAGGAGAGUCGCUUCCCUAAAGGCACCGACUACACCCUGCUAGAGAAACUACACAGUAGACACGCUACUAACCAGUACUACAUGAAGCCCAGAGUGACUGAUCACCAGUUUGGCAUCAAGCAUUAUGCUGGAGAGGUUCUGUAUGAUGUCAGAGGGAUCCUGCAGAAGAACAGAGACACCUUCAGAGAUGACAUCUUAAACAUGCUUAAAGACAGCAGGUUUGACUUCAUCUAUGACCUGUUUGAGCGUGUCGGGAGCAGGAACGGAGAGGAGACCCUGAAGAUGGGGACGGCCAGACGCAAACCCACCGUCAGCUCUCAGUUCAGGGACUCUCUCCAUUCCUUGAUGAACACUCUGAGUGCCUCCAACCCUUUCUUUGUGCGCUGCAUCAAACCCAACAUGAACAAGAACGCCAACAUGUUUGACCCAGAAGUGGUCCUGAACCAGCUGAGGUAUUCUGGGAUGUUGGAGACCGUGAAGAUCCGCAGGGCUGGGUUCCCUGUCCGCAGGACCUUCACAGACUUCUACAGCAGGUACAUGAUGAAAGACAACCUUCCGACAGAUGACCCGAGAGGGAGGUGUACAGAGCUGCUGAUGUCAUACGACCCUGCCAAGAGAGACUGGCAGCUGGGGAAGACUAAGGUGUUCCUGAAGGAAGAGCUGGAACACCGGCUGGAGAAGGAGAGGGAAGAGGUGCGGAGACAGGCGGGCAUGGUGAUCCGGGCACACAUACUCAGCUAUGUGGCAAGGAAGCACUAUAGGAGGGUCCUGACCAGCACCAUCACCAUCCAGAAGAACUACAGGGCUUACUUCUGGAGACGCGUGUUCCUGCGGCUCCGUGCUGCAGCUGUCCUUCUCCAGAAACACCAACGUGGUCGGCUGGCCCGAAGCCUCUAUCGACAGCUCUCUGAGGAGAAAAGGAGGAGGGAGGAGGAGGAGAGAAGGCAGAGGGAGGAGGAGGAGAGGAGGAGUAGGGAGGAGGAGAGCAGGAGGCUGGAAGAGGAGACGAGACGAGAGCAGGAGGAACGGAGGAGGAGGGAGGAAGAGGAGGAGGAGCGGAGGAGGAGAGAGGAAGAGGAGCGGAGAAGGAGAGAGGAAGAGGAGGAGAGACAAAGGGUGUUAGAGCUGGAGGAGUUGAGGAUGAAGGAGGAGAGACUGAGACUACAACAGGAGCAUGAAACACUGAGUAGAAAAGAGGAGGAGCUUAGCAACGGACAGGAAGAGAAGAAAAACACUACAGCUAACAACAGGAACUCCCUGAGGAUGGAGUAUCUUGCUCCCCAUGAGGAGGUGUACCACAAGGAGGUGUCCCUGUCCCACUCCCUGCACCCCCACACCUCAGAGGAGGAGUCCCGUCAGAUGGAGGAGAUCCUUCGACUGGAGAAGGAGAUUGAGAGGCUGCAGCGCCAGAAGGAGGACGGGGUGUCCAUGUUAGGGGACGGCCUUGGAGGGAACGGGGAGGAGCUCCGGCAGAGGAGGGACGCAGAGAUCUACCGGCUGGAGAAGGAGGCGUCUCGCGUGGCCACAGAGUUCCUGGAGCUCCUGGACUUUGGGGGUCUGGAACAGAGUCUGUCCAGCGAGGAGAAUCUCCACGACCCCUCAGAGAGCGCCGCUCCCCUGGCCCGGGCCGAGGAGGAGGUGGAGGAGGUGGAUGAGGGCUUCCAUGCCAAGGAGGAGUGUCCCGGUAGUGGUAUCCCCCUUCCUGACUUCCCUCUCCCUGCGGAGAUCCCUCUGGACCAGGAGCUCUUCUCCUCCCUCCCUCCUCCUCCUCCGGCCUUCGCAGAGGGACUAGUAGCACAGGCCCUGGCCCUCUCACAGGCCCCGUGUUGCCCCCCUGUUUACUACCCCCUCACCUCCUAUGGAUCUAGUGUCCCUACACACCACCCUGCUCCACCUCCUCUCCCUGCCCUCACCACCGGAGGAGGUAAAGCUUUGUGCCACCAACCCACCAGGAGAACAGAGGUGGCUCCAGACAUCAACAGAGUACCCAGAAGAUUCGAGGUUAUACCCAACAGACCCUGCGCCAGGGUAGACGUUAUGCCCACCACAGUCCCUGAGGCUAUGCCAGUGAAAAGAGGAGACGUGGCUCCCUCUAGGGUAGACUUUAUGCCCACUGUGCCUGUCCCAGGAGCCAGGGAGGAGAUCUCCUUUAGCAUCCUACCAGACACAGAGUCAGACUGUGACCAGGAGGAGUUUGAGGAGGUGCAGGGGAGUACAGGCUCGGGAGAUGGAGCCAGUAUCACGGACGGACAUGCUACUGAUGAGGAGGUGCUGAGGAAAUCAUCCUGUACUCAGAACAGCCUGGACUCCUUCAGAGGCAGCUCAGACUCUUUUAUCGACAGUGACACAAGCACCGAUGGUUAUGUGGACACAGACGAGGAGGUGUCCAAUGGAAGGGUCAAUAUACUGAACGGCUCUGGACCUCCAUACUUCCACAGCUACCUCUACAUGAAGGGUGGACUGAUGAUCCCGUGGCGACGGAGGUGGUGUGUGUUGAAGGACGAAACCUUCAUGUGGUUCAGGGCUAAGCAGGACAGUCUGAAGAGUGGCUGGCUGUAUAAGAAGGGAGGUGGCAUGUCUACUCUGUCCAGACGGAACUGGAAGCUGCGCUGGUUCGUACUGAGAGACGAUAAACUCAUGUACUUUGAGAGCGACAGCGAGGAGAAACUGAGGGGGACCAUCGACAUCCGCUCCGCCAAGGACAUAGUAGAUAACCAUGCCAAGGAGAAUUCUCUGAACAUUGUGACUGAAGAGAGAACCUACCACAUCUACGCAGAGACUCCUGAAGAUGCCAGUGGCUGGUUCAACGUGCUGAGUCGUGUCCAGAGUGCCAGUCCAGACCAGCUGAUGGAGAUACAUCAUGAGCAGGCCAACCCCAAGAACGCUGUGGGAACUGUGGAUGUUGGACUGAUCGACUCUGUGUGCGCGUCAGACAAUCCUGACAGACCCAACUCGUUUGUCAUCAUCACUGCUAACCGUGUGAUCCACUGCAACACUGAGAUGCCUGAAGAGAUGCACCACUGGAUCGGCCUGCUGCAGAAACCUAAAGGAGACGCCAGGAUAGACGGACAGGACUUCCUGGUCAGAGGUUGGCUUCACAAGGAGAUAAGGGCUAAGAGCACUAGUCUGAAGCUGAAGAAGAGAUGGUUUGUAUUGACCUCUAACUCUCUGGACUACUACAAGUCUUCAGAGCGCAGUGUGUCCAAGCUGGGGACCCUGGUCCUCAACAGUCUCUGCUCUGUGGUCCAGCCCGACGAGAAGGUCUUCAAGGACACCGGUUACUGGAGCAUCAUUGUCCACGGCCGUAAACACUCGUACCACCUCUACACAAAACUACUGAACGAGGCUAUGCGCUGGGCGUCGGCCAUACAGGGGGCUGUCGACAGCAAGGUUCCCAUAGAGACACCCACACAGCAACUCAUCAGGGACAUCAAGGAGAGCAGUAUGAACGUGGAGGCUGUAGAACAGACAUAUUGGAGGAACCCUAUCCUCAGAUAUACCCAGCACCCCCUCCACUCCCCCCUGCUGCCUCUGCCUUACGGGGAGGUCAACAUCCACCUCCAAAAGGAGAAGGGCUAUGCCAGCCUGCAGGAUGAGGCAGUGAAGAUCUUCAACUCUCUACAGGAGAUGGAGGCUGUGUCUGAUCCGGUCCCGAUCAUCCAGGGCAUCCUCCAGACCUGCCACGACCUGCGCCUGCUCCGAGACGAGGUCUACUGUCAGCUCAUCAAGCAGACCAAUCACGUGCCUCAGCCCAACAGCUCGGCCAAUCGUUCCCACUGGCACCUCCUCACCUGUAUGAGCUGUACCUUCCUGCCCAGCCGGGGCAUCCUGCGUUACCUCAAGUUCCACCUCAAAAGGGUGAAGGAGCAGUUUCCUGGAACAGAGGUGGACAUGUUUGCUCAUUUCAUAGGUGAGUCUCUGAAGAGGACCAAGGUCAGGGACUUUGUACCGUCUCAGGAGGAGAUCGUAGCCUUACUGACCAGGCAGGAAAUGACGACUACGGUCUACUGCCACGGAGGAGGAUCCUGCAAGAUCUCCAUCAACUCACACACCACCGCUGGAGAGGUGGUGAGGUUUAGUCAGAUGCAGAGUCCCUCUGUCCUGCCUGUCCCCAGGUUUGAGAGGCUGUCAGGCAGUGAGGAAGUAGAGGAGGAGGGACAGUGGAAGCUCUACUUCAAACUCUACUGUUUCCUGGAUGUAGAGAGCAUGCCCAAGGAAGGGGUGGAGUUCGCUUUCAUGUUCGAACAGGCUCAUGAGUCUCUGACCAGCGGUCACCUCCCGGCCCCAGAAGACACCCUGCAGCACCUGGCCGCUCUCAGGCUCCAGUUCCUCCACGGAGACAAGGCCCGGGUCAGCUGGUCUCUGGACACCGUCUACCCUGUAGGGAGGCUCCGCGCACGCAUCCUGCACUUCACCAAGGUGGGCGCGGCCGGCGGGACAGGGCCAGGGGGCCACACCCUGGAGCGGAGGCGGACCAGCUUCCUGGACGGGACCCUGCGCCGCAGCGGGCUGAAGACGGGCUCCAUGAAGAAACAGAAGAUGGAGGAGGAUCAGAUGCUAGAGAUGUGGGUGAAGGAGGAGACCUCAGCCACCAGAACCUCCAUCUUAGAGAAAUGGUCCCGUCUCCAGGGACUGGACCAGCACACAGCCAUGCUCAAAUACAUGAACAUCAUCAAGGAGUGGCCUGGAUAUGGGUCCACACUGUUCGACGUGGAGUGUAAAGAAGGAGGCUUUCCUCAUGACCUGUGGCUGAGUGUGAGUGCAGAGAACGUGUCGGUCUACAAGAGAGGAGAACCCAAACCUCUGGAGACGUUCCCCUACGAACACAUCAUCUUCUUCGGAUCUCCCCAGGCCACGACUUAUAAAAUCACAGUGGACGACAGAGAGAUGUUCUUUGAGACACCUCUGGUUGGAGAGAUCACCAAGAUCAUGAAAGCCUACAUCAACAUGAUAGUGAAGAAGAGAUGCAGUGUCAGAUCUGUGUCCAGCUACGGAACCAACUGGAUCAGGUGAUUAGGGACAGGACAGGACACAGCCCAGCUUGCUUCCCACUGCCCCAGGCUAACAGGACAGGACACAGCCCAGCUUGCUUCCCACCGCCCCAGGCUAACAGGACAGGACACAGCCCAGCUUGCUUCCCACUGCUCCAGGCUAACAGGACAGGACACAGACCAGUUGACCUCCCACUGCCCCAGGCUAACAGGACAGGACACAGACCAGUUGACCUCCCACUGCCCCAGGCUAACAGGACAGGACACAGCCCAGCUUGCUUCCCACCGCCCCAGGCUAACAGGACAGGACACAGACCAGUUGACCUCCCACUGCCCCAGGCUAACAGGACCGGACACAGCCCAGCUUGCUUCCCACUGCCCCAGGCUAACAGGACAGGACACAGCCCAGCUUGCUUCCCACCGCCCCAGGCUAACAGGACAGGACACAGCCCAGCUUGCUUCCCACUGCUCCAGGCUAACAGGACAGGACACAGACCAGUUGACCUCCCACUGCCCCAGGCUAACAGGACAGGACACAGACCAGUUGACCUCCCACUGCCCCAGGCUAACAGGACAGGACACAGCCCAGCUUGCUUCCCACCGCCCCAGGCUAACAGGACAGGACACAGACCAGUUGACCUCCCACUGCCCCAGGCUAACAGGACAGGACACAGACCAGUUGACCUCCCACUGCCCCAGGCUAACAGGACAGGACACAGACCAGUUGACCUCCCACUGCCCCAGGCUAACAGGACAGGACACAGACCAGUUGACCUCCCACUGCCCCAGGCUAACAGGACAGGACACAGACCAGUUGACCUCCCACUGCCCCAGGCUAACAGGACAGGACACAGACCAGUUGACCUCCCACUGCCCCAGGCUAACAGGACAGGACACAGACCAGUUGACUUCCCACUGCCACAGGCUAAAAGGCUAACAGACUAGCAGGAUAGGACAGGACACAGCCAAGCUGGCUUCCCCCGCGCCAGGCUAACAGGCCAAAAGGCUAACAGGAUAGGACAGGACACAGUCCAGUUGGCUUCCCACUGUCCCAGGCUAACAGGAUAGGACAGGACACAGUCCAGUUGGCUUCCCACCGCCCCAGGCUAACAGGUUAGGACAGGACACAGUCCAGUUGGCUUCCCUCCGUCCCAGGCUAACAGGCUAGGACAGGACACAGUCCAGUUGGCAUCCCACCGUCCCAGGCUAACAGGCUAAAAGGCUCACAGGACAGGACACAGUUGGCUUCCCACCGUCCCAGGCUAACAGGCUAAAAGGCUCACAGGACAGGACACAGUUGGCUUCCCACCGCCCCAGGCUAACAGGACAGGACACAGUCCAGUUGGCUUCCCACUGUCCCAGGCUAACAGGCUAACAGGACAGGACACAGUCCAGUUGGCUUCCCACCGCCCCAGGCUAACAGGUUAGGACACAGACCAGUUGGCUUCCCACCGCCCCAGGCUAACAGGUUAGGACAGGACACAAUCCAGUUGGCUUCCCACUGUCCCAGGCUAACAGGUUAGGACAGGACACAGUCCAGUUGGCUUCCCACCGCCCCAGGGUAACAGGCUAGGACAGGACACAAUCCAAUUGGCUUCCCACCGCCCCAGGCUAACAGGCUAACAGGCUAGGACAGGACACAGUUCAGUUGGCUUCCCACCGCCCCAGGCUAACAGGUUAGGACAGGACACAGUCCAGUUGGCUUCCCACCGCCCCAGGCUAACAGGCUAGGACAGGACACAGUCCAGUUGGCUUCCCACCGCCCCAGGCUAACAGGCUAGGACAGGACACAGUCCAGUUGGCUUCCCACCGCCCCAGGCUAACAGGCUAGGACAGGACACAGUCCAGUUGGCUUCCCACCGCCCCAGGCUAACAGGCUAGGACAGGACACAGUCCAGUUGGCUUCCCACCGCCCCAGGCUAACAGGCUAGGACAGGACACAGUCCAGUUGGCUUCCCACCGCCCCAGGCUAACAGGCUAAAAGGCUAACACUACAAGGCUAAAAUUAUUUGAAGACAAGAGGGACUGUUCUCCUCAACCCAGAUGUCUGCAUAACUGAAAGCUGUUAAUCAGCUACUCAAUAUCUUGUUCACCUCCAUUGACAACAAGGAAUCUCAUCUAGAAGAUUCUAAGAACCGUAGGACCGUAGUCUCUCAUUGCAUAUAUAUGUGGUAAAGAGGUCAAUGGAACUCUAACAAAACAAUGGAAAUGCCAUGGAAACGUGUGGGGGAAAGAUCCAGAUUCUCCUCAUUGCCCCCGAGCAACAUUAGCCUACGUUUAGGCUAUUGUUUCACACUCUGUUGAGGUAGAAAUCGAAGUCAACCCCAAUAUAUGUUCAUUUCAUCGUCACCAAUCAGCUGCGUUAAAGUUGAAAACUACUUUGACUACCACUACCAAUUUCUGUAUGCUAGCUAUGCUACCAGCUUAUACGAAUGGGAGUUACUAUUAUUCACUUUGAUAGAUCAGAUUGGUUUGAAUGUGCACCAAUCCAGCGUCCUUCAAUCCCCCCCCACCCCCUGUCUGCAUUCCAUUGACCUCUUUACCAGAACAUUCUAGAAUGUGUCUAAUUAAAAUGUCUACCUGCUUUCCCUCAACCAUUACAUAUAGCUUUUCUCUAGCUGUCGACAGAGUGGAUAACCAACCAUGUUAUUUUCUUCCAUUAUUUACAUCACUUCAUCAAUGGUAUGGACCGAUCAAGUAUCACAUCACGUCAGAUGUCCUUUUGCUUCAAGUUUGAGCAUUUCAAAUACCUUUCCAAUGGACUGAGAUUUAGAUUGACUGAGAAGUGUCACUGUCAAACCCUCCCUGACUAUAGCUCCCGGGUUGUGUCUUAUUUUGACAUUGCAAUUGUGUUAUUGUUAUUGUAACAUUAGAGCUGUUGAUGAAUACAACUAUACCAUUCUAUAUUUAUAAUGAGAAGAAGUGAUUUGUCUCUCUAAGGAUAUACUAUGUGAUCAUUAUUGAUCCUCAGGGCAGCCAUUACUCAUUACAAUACUCUGUUUAGUAGCUACUCUAUGCCACAGAAUAGGGAAAUAAGGUUUAUAGACUGCCCCCUCGGGUUUGAUGAGCAAUAUGAGUCCAAUUUCAGACCACAGACCCAAGGAGUUGAACCUCUUUACAUUUUAAUGCCUUAAAUAGUUUCACUGCUUCCAUCCAUGUCGUUAUUCGACUACUUUGGACUGUGAGUAAUAGUUUCACUGCUUCCAUCCAUGUCGUUAUUCGACUACUUUGGACUGUGAGUAAUAGUUUCACUGCUUCCAUCCAUGUCGUUAUUCGACUACUUUGGACUGUGAGUAAUAGUUUCACUGCUUCCAUCCAUGUCGUUAUUCGACUACUUUGGACUGUGAGUAAUAGUUUCACUGCUUCCAUCCAUGUCGUUAUUCGACUACUUUGGACUGUGAGUAAUAGUUUCACUGCUUCCAUCCAUGUCGUUAAUCGACUACUUUGGACUGUGAGUAAUAGUUUCACUGCUUCCAUCCAUGUCGUUAUUCGACUACUUUGGACUGUAAGUAAUAGUUUCACUGCUUCCAUCCAUGUCGUUAUUCGACUACUUUGGACUGUGAGUAAUAGUUUCACUGCUUCCAUCCAUGUCGUUAUUCGACUACUUUGGACUGUGAGUAAUAGUUUCACUGCUUCCAUCCAUGUCGUUAUUCGACUACUUUGGACUGUAAGUAAUAGUUUCACUGCUUCCAUCCAUGUCGUUAAUCGACUACUUUGGACUGUGAGUAAUAGUUUCACUGCUUCCAUCCAUGUCGUUAUUCGACUACUUUGGACUGUGAGUAAUAGUUUCACUGCUUCCAUCCAUGUCGUUAAUCGACUACUUUGGACUGUGAGUAAUAGUUUCACUGCUUCCAUCCAUGUCGUUAUUCGACUACUUUGGA